AUGAAGAAGGCUAGUAGCUCUUCUUCAGGCACUGGGAAGAAGAAGGAGAAGGAUGGCAAUGAUCAGAAGAAAACCAGUCCUGCUACUGUGGGAUCUGCUGCGGGAUCUGCUGCCGGUACAACAAGCGGAAGUAGCAGCAGUAGGAGCUCGACUGAGCGGACCAAGUCUAAUACGGCGUCACAAGGGUCUAGUAAACAUCAUAGCGGGUCCUCUGGUAAGAGUGGAAAGAGUUCUUCAUCGAAAUCGAGAAAUAACGGUGGUGAAAGCACUAAAGGUGUGCGGAAUGCGACGCCGACUGUGUCGAGUGGAGCUGAUUUGACAGAUCAUUUGACGCCCGCACCACCUACGGUGACUGUGACAAAGGAUAAUUCGUCGUCUGCAGCCGUGCUGCAACCGAUUGAUACACAGUCACAGGGUAGAUCACAGCCCACUUUAGUUGGGGCAGCAUCUGCUGUACCUCCAGCAUCCACAAAUGGAGCACCUAAUACAGAGCCCACUCAGUCGCAUUUGGGGACCUCUCAUGUCGAUAGUGGGUCUCCGCAUGCAAGCCCUUCCUCCCCCUCGGGUAUAGAUAUACCAAGGUUGUCCCAUUCGUUUGAAAAAUUGCCUACACCAACAAAGUUAAACACAGAUACAGAACUUGAUAUGAUAAAGAUUCCACAACGUCAUUCUUCGUCCCGAUUUGAAGCUUCAAGGUACACUCAGUUGACCAAACUACCGAGCUUUGAUGAUGUUUCGCCAGAGGAGACUAUUCCAUUAUUCUUGGCUAAAGUAGACCAGUGCAAUACGAUGUUUGAUUUCAAUGAUCCUAGCUUCGAUAUACAAGGAAAGGAAAUCAAAAGGGUCACUUUACAGGAACUUAUUGAGUUUAUCGUCACUAAUAGGUUCACUUAUACGCAUGAAAUGUACUCACAUGUCGUGGCAAUGUUCAAAUUCAACCUGUUUAGGCCAAUUCCUCCUCCCGUGAAUCCCAUAGGAGAUAUUUAUGACCCCGAUGAGGAUGAACCUGUCAAUGAAUUGGCAUGGCCUCAUAUGCAAUUGGUUUACGAGUUUUUCCUACGGUUCGUUGAGAGCCCAGAUUUCAACCAUCAAAUCGCCAAGCAAUAUAUCGAUCAGGAAUUCAUCUUAAAGUUACUAGAGCUGUUUGACAGCGAAGAUGUCAGAGAGAGAGACUGCUUAAAGACGACAUUGCAUAGAAUAUACGGUAAAUUUCUCAGCCUGAGAAGUUUUAUUCGUCGUUCGAUAAAUAACAUCUUCCUGCAAUUCGUCUACGAGACUGAGAGGUUUAAUGGUGUCGCAGAAUUACUAGAAAUCUUAGGAUCCAUUAUCAAUGGCUUUGCAUUGCCGUUAAAGGAAGAACACAAAGUUUUCCUCGUAAGAGUACUACUCCCAUUGCAUAAAGUUCGUUGUCUGUCGCUUUACCAUCCACAAUUAGCGUACUGCAUCGUUCAAUUUCUGGAGAAAGAACCCUUGCUGACUGAAGAAGUUGUGAUGGGUCUACUAAGGUACUGGCCCAAGAUUAACUCCACAAAGGAGAUCAUGUUCCUCAACGAGAUUGAAGAUAUCUUCGAAGUCAUUGAACCACUUGAGUUCAUAAAAGUUGAAGUGCCACUGUUCGUCCAAUUGGCAAAAUGUAUCUCAUCACCACAUUUCCAAGUCGCUGAGAAGGUGCUCAGUUAUUGGAACAACGAAUACUUCUUAAACCUAUGCAUCGAAAACGCAGAAGUCAUUCUACCAAUAAUUUUCCCAGCAUUAUACGAGCUGACGUCUCAACUAGAACUCGAUACCAUCAAUGGAGACGACGGUACGUCAGAUCCGUAUAUGCUUGUUGAACAAGCAAUAAAUUCUGGCUCAUGGAAUAGAGCUAUUCAUGCAAUGGCUUUCAAAGCCCUCAAGAUCUUUUUGGAGACAAAUCCAGUACUUUACGAGAACUGCAAUUCCUUGUACUUGUCGAGUGUUAAGGAGACUCAAAAACGCAAGGCUCAGAGAGAAGAAAACUGGCUCAAGUUAGAAGAAUACGUCAAAGGCUUGAAGAUCAACGAAACGAGUGAAAGUUCAGACGUCACUGAUUUUCCAAGUGAGGAACAGGCUCAGGCUACUGACAAUGGCAUUAAUGAACAAGUAGUUCCAACCUCACUACAAUAA
Messenger RNA from Torulaspora delbrueckii, 2145 nucleotides. It is a transcript of the gene RTS1, whose product is annotated as protein phosphatase 2A regulatory subunit RTS1. Bases 1 to 2145 code for a protein of 714 amino acids. The record is from RefSeq and is a predicted model, not a curated record. Lineage: Eukaryota; Fungi; Ascomycota; Saccharomycetes; Saccharomycetales; Saccharomycetaceae. The transcript has a single exon. Gene Ontology annotation, molecular function: protein phosphatase regulator activity. Gene Ontology annotation, biological process: signal transduction. Gene Ontology annotation, cellular component: protein phosphatase type 2A complex.